UCUUUGGUUGAUUACGUAUCCUGGACGCAAAGCCUUGAAUGCUAUUGGUCGAUGUGGCUUACAGCAAACGACUAGGAGACUCGGUCAGCCAUUUUGUACGUGUCGAGGUAAGUUGAGAGUCCGUGGAGUGCUGUUUGUUCUUAAUUAACAUCGUGUUGAAGAUUUUCGCUAUCGGAGCUACACAUUGUUUUAUAUCUAUUCAGGGCAGAAAAUUCAUCUGGGGCAGAGAUGACUGGCACAUUUAAAAUAUUUGUGGGCAAUUUAGCCACUAAAACUACUAAUGAUGAUAUCAAGCCUCUAUUUGAGAAGUAUGGUAAAGUCAUUGAAUGUGAUCUUGUCAAAAACUAUGGGUUUGUGCAUAUGGAAAAUGAGGAACAGGGCAGAGAUGCUAUUCAAAACUUGAGUGGCUAUCUUGUGCAUGGACAGGUCAUAAAAGUUGAGGCAGCAACAAGCCGCAAAGGCCCUCAGACACCAACUACAAAAGUAUUUGUUGGAAAUUUGUCGGAUAAUACAAAAGCUCCUCAAGUGAGAGCUUUGUUUCAGAAGUAUGGCACAGUUUUUGAGUGUGACAUUAUCAAAAAUUAUGGAUUUGUGCACAUUGAGUCAACAGACAACAUUGAUCAAGCGAUCAAAGAUCUGAAUGGUUACAUGAUUGAUGGGCAACCAAUGAAGGUGCAGCUUUCUACAAGUAGAGUUCGCCAACGACCUGGCAUGGGUGAUCCAGAACAAUGCUACAGAUGUGGGAGAGGAGGACAUUGGUCAAAGGAAUGUCCAAAGGCUGGUUUGGGGGCAGGAGGACCUGAUAGGAAUGGUUUCAGAGAACCUAUGUUUGGACGGAUGCCUUACCCACCACCACCGCCUCCACCUUUCCUUCGUGAUCGUAUGAUGGGUCGUUUUGGAGAGCGUGAGACAAACUUUUUUGACCGCAACCGCUUUGACGAUGGACCCCGUGAGUCGUAUGGAGAACCUCGUCGUUUCCCCCCUAUUCCACCUCCACGUGAUAUGGGACCGACACUUAGAGGGCGGGAGUUCCUCCCACCCCACCCCAUGCCACCUCCACGUCCCCGAGAGCCAAUGCCUCCCAUGCCAAUGGGCUUGCGUGGCCCUGCCACUACUAUGAGAGAUUCACCUGUGUUUGAUCGCUCUGGUGGCGAUUACUCAAUCUUCAGCCGACGUUCACCUACUGCCACUUCCACCCCCACUACCAGAUACAGGUAAGGAUUGCUGAUUCUCUUUACUCAUUUCAUGGACUAACACUUCCUGGAAUAAAGGAGAUCACUUCAGAAUUGUGCUUUCAAGAAACACUGGCACUUCAUCUGGGCAUCAAAAGUUGUGAUAUGCACUGCUUUCAUACUAAUUCUAGUCUGUGUGUGAACUCAAUGAAGAAUCUUCCUUCUUAUGUGGCAGGGGUGUACACUGAUAGUUGAAUAAUUUCUUUGAAGUAAUGGCACUUACUUUGUUUGGGACCUUCAAAUUGGCACAUUAAAAUUCUGGAAACUUGGUUCGGUAGUGCUUGCUUUCUCUAAAAUUUUGUAGAAUGUCAGCUAUUUUCAUAGUUACUAGUUGGGUUAAUCUUGGACUCAGUGAUAGGUUUUGAGGUGUGGGUACUCGGUUAGAACAUCCUGUGAAAUUUGUAGUUUAGUAAUCAAUGGAUCUGUUUAUCAAAGCUUUCAGUAUUUCUUACGCACUUGUGAGGGUCAUUGCUUCUAAUGUGACUGGGUUAACUUUCAUGAAAUAUUCCAAUCCGCGUUUUGGAAGUUGUGCUCUGUUUAAUAUCUGAGAUUAAAGAAACUCAAAGCGACGUGAAAUAAUCGUUUACCGAAACUUUUCCAUUCUUUUUGCAGUGAGAUAUUUAAUAGAAUCUGGUUUUCAUGAAAGUAUCUUGUUGGUUAUUGGCAUUGAUCCGACAAUGUGUAUAUUUGGAAAAUAUUUUCUAUUCAUCUAUAGCAUGUAUUUGUACUUCAGAAGUAUUGUAUUAUAAUGUGUACUAUUGUUUCCCGGUUAUUGCUACGGUAAGCUAAUUGUGCCUUUAUUUUGUGUUAGACCGGGAGUGAAUGGAACCGUCUCCCCGCGCCGCUAUGCACCGUAUUAAGACGCAAUCGUCCGCCCGUCCGACACCGUAUAUAGCCCGUCGGUUGCAUCGGGCCGGUGAAACAUGCGUUUGUGUACGGGAAGCGUUGGCCGGGGCGAAUGUGAAGACAGGCGACUAGAGUCGCUGCGUGGCGUGGUGGUGUAGCGGACUCCCAGUCUCGGGCGUCUGUAGUGUUGCGGCGCGACGCGAAGCUCGGCGACGUGACGCGACGCUGUAGUGGAGAAAAAGACUACUCUGACAGGCUGCAACGUAACCGAAUAUUGUGACAUGAAGGUCUUUUUUUGUAGCUGUCACUAUUUUAUGCUGGAACAAGUGAUUAUUGGUCUGGAUAAGAUUUAACCUUGUCUUGAAUGUUGUUUAUUGUCUAAAAUGGUAGGGUAAUUUCCUGUAGAAUAUCAAAAUGCAGUCAUUUAAGUUUCAAUACAGCUUUUAGUUGCUGUAUAUUCUUUGCCAGACUUGAACAUACUACAGUGAUUCUGUUAAAUGUUUUCAUUUAUUAAAUGUAGUGAGAUAAUGUAUUAAUAUUUUUGUUAUAAUAGCUUUACCGCUAUUCCGAUAUCAAUCUCUCAUUCACAUAUGCAGUUUGGAUACAACGGACAAAUGGUGUACAUUUUGUUUCCUCGUAUAAUUGUCAAUAUAAAAUGUAUGUAAUAGAUGUUCUUUACUUGUUUAUGCGGUAAAUGUUAAUGACUCCUACCCUUCCAAAAAAACUCAUUGAUCCUUGUUCCUUUUUUACUAUCACUUUGAAACCCUGUGAACAACCGGGAAGUGGACCUGCAUGCUCUUAAAAUGAGCGGUAGGUACGGUUGCUAAAUGGUUCAUCGCCGUGGACCAGGCGAGAUGGCAUGGCAGUUAGCCCGUCCGGUUGUUCGGGAAAAUCGCUAAGUUCCCGUGGCCGACACACAGGUAUGAACUCUCGCCGCUCUCCAGAUCUGCUCCUGCGCCUAGAAUAUGUCUGACUGCAAAAGGAAAUAAUUUCGGAAGCUUUACUCAAGUCUUUUGAAAUAGUUCUUAUUAGCUAAAAUCUUGUCAGGAUUAAACUGUGCCUAGCACAUUUUGUUUCACAUUGAGCUGGGUGUUGUUAUAUAGGAUUUGGAUAGAAAUGACAUUAUUUCGGUUAGAAAAGGAUGGUGUGCUGAAUAAAUAUAAACCCUCAGUGAUACUGUUUUUGUUAUAAAUAAAUGAAUUGUGUGGUGGCUUUCUAGGUUAUAUGGAUGUUCACAAUUUUGGUGGAAUAACUGAUUGAGAUUCUAAUAUAAAUUUGUGUAGUGCUUCAUGUUGGGAGCCAUUCUGCAUGGUUGUUUCACAGUCUCAUCUGCACAAGUAUUUUUUGCACUAAUGUGUGAUAUGUUUGGGCCAUGGUUUGAUGUUCUGUGUUUGGUGCGACACAUAAGACAUUGUUUGUUGUAAAGUGACUGCCUUCUUUUCAGUCGUGAUUUACUUGAAAUGUAUGAACAUUGACAGUUCACUUUAUUUAGGAAUUUUGUUUUAUGGUAUGUACAGCACAUUUACUGUUUACCUUCUCUUCAGGUGUUGAUGUUCCUACUGAAAAGGUGCUCAGCAGAAAAUCCAUCAUAUAUGUUUAAUGCAUCAUGUAAAUGACAUAAUUGAUGUUAGAUUUGACUAAACAAGUUGGUAUCCUGUAAGAACUGUCCUAAUCUCUCAGUUGUACUACCAAUAUGUGGACAUCUGUAUAUAGUCUUCACUUAGUGAUUUGAUUGAGAAGCAAGUAGAAUUUUCAUAAUUGAAGAUAAAAAAUUGCAUGUUUGUAUGAUCAGCAGGUCAUGAUUCCAUGGAAGACUUCUGAAAAACAGGACAUACGACAGGUCAAACAUUUAUUAUUAAUUGGUCCUAUGUUUUAUUCGGUUUGGGGACAUUAAUGUUAAUAAAUUUCUUGAAAACAUUUGGAUAUUUAGGACCAACAUGGAGGACUAUUACGUAGAUGAAAUGGCAUCUUUAGGAUGAAACUGACAAGAGUAAUUCAAAUUUAACAAAACUUAUCAGUUAAAUAAUAUAAAGUGAUGUCCAAAUGUGAAAGGCGUGUUUCUCUUCCUUAGUUCAAGAAGAAAAAAAUUCUGCUACAAAGCUAUUGGGGGCUAGAUUUUUCAUGGGUGUCUUUUGGAGUAUUGAUUUGUUUAAAGAGAAAAGUGGAAACUUUCUUCACUUUGUUUUAUUUAUUGUUUAACUUUGUUUAUGGCUUAUCGCAGUGACACAUAAGAAUCUUGUCUAAAUAUUUUGUAAAAUGCAGUUGGAAAUACCCAUGAGACUGAAAGUGUGUUAAGAUAUCUCUUUGUUGAAUGUUUCAUGAUAUUUAAUUUGACUUGCUCCGUUAUGAAAAAAGGCUCUUCACAAACAUUUAUUUCUUGUAGCCAGUGGGAUAUAAUAUGACAUGCUGGGCAGAAGCAGUUGCCUUCUUACAAAAUUAUUUAUGCUUACAAUUAUUGUAGUGAGAUCAGAUUUCUGCUCAAAUGUGUGUUGGAGUAACAUGUAAAUUUCAGUUUGCUUGAAGGAACACUAUUCAGGCCGAGUGAUCUGAAUAAAAUAAUUAACGAAACUUAAUUUAUAUAUUAUGGUGGUUUGUAUUUUGAAGGUCAUCUUGUGUACUGCUUUUUAAUCGCUACAAUUUUGCCAAGUUUAGUAUGGAUGGGUUAUAGACGGACAAAUUUGUGCAAGGAAUAGGAAAUUUGAAAUACCUGGAAAAGUCUGGGAUUCUGAGUGGUAGAAGUUUAGAACAUUUAGGUGAUGCAGUGAAAAUGUAAUCAUUUCCCAUCUUUAACUAAAUUUAAAUUAGUUGGAAUCCAUAUGUUGUUCAAUUUGUGAAUUUUGAUGAAUAAAAUAUCUAACUUGAUUUUUUAUCACAAAGCUAUGAUUAAUGAUUUUAAAGUUGUAUACACCUGGAAUGUUUUUUUUUUUUUUUUUUACCUACAUAAUUAGAAUUGCUAAUUAGAGGUUACAUCAGAUUUUAGAUAUAGAUCUGCCAGAGACACCGAAUUUUCACUAAAAAUUUUCAUGUCAAAUUCCAUUUCAUAUCUGAUGCUUAUGAUUAUUUUUCGUUGGAAAUUGGUCUGUUGAGCUGUAAUAUAAUAAAAAUUGCAUGUGAUGCGAAUAUUUUUCUUUAUUCGUAGACCAGCUUUUUAUCUUCACUUGGUAAAAUUUACAAAAUUUAAUAACAUUGAAUUGUACAUUUUACAAGUUUUCUCAUUUCACGUAGUAUUGAAUCCUGAAAUUAAUCUUCAUUUUUGUAACUAAAAUCAGUGGUGUUUUACAAAACAAAUGUAUUGCUCUAGUAAUGGCAAAAAUUAAUUUUAAUAAAAAUUAAUGGGAGUUGUAUUAAGAGAUCGUGGAACCUGUUUUAAAGAGACUACAAAACACUCAGUUAAAUGAAAUAGCCUUGAAAUAGUUGUAAUCUUGGACAAAUAAAGCCUAUUGAAUAGUAGGGUAUAAUGAAACUUGUCCAGGGUUAUUUUUGCUGCAAAGCUGUUGCAUUAGACAUGCAAUAGAUUUGUUUUGUUUUACAGCUGUAGAAAAAGAGAAUGCAAUUAAGAGAAGUAAUCUUUUGUUUUUGUAAAAUUUGCAUAAGUUUUUUUGAAACUAUAUUUUGGAACAAUUUGCUGCCUCAAAAGGUUACAAAAUUUUUGAAAAUUGAAAAAAUACUAGAAUAAGCACUGAAGUAGAUUAGGAUUCCUUGAAAAUUGUGGACAAAAGGAAUUUACGUUGCUUGGCAUAUACUUUACACAAGUGGAAUGUGAAGUUUAUAUUUUGCAAGAUUAUAUAUUUGAAUGAAUGUUUCCAAAAUAAAUAUAUUUUAAGUUCUAUAUACUUCUUGUUCAAGGAAAGUAUGAAAAAUGUACAAAAGGGUAGAAAACUCGCUUUUUGGUCUAAAUAUUCCUGAAAUGGGAGGGGAAAAGUGUUUCGUUUAACUACUCUAUAAAAGAAACAAAUUCAUCAGAAUUCAUAUUUUGUUCAUGAUUUGUCGAUUUCUAGAAAUACGUUCUGUAGUUGCAUGUAUAAGAGUGCAGGAAAAUUUAAAGAAUGCAUGGGCUUUUGGUAAACUUCAUAUGUAAACUACCGGGACCAUUAUGAAGGUAUGGUUUAUGAAAAAUAGAUCCUUUAUUGGGAAAUUAUGGUUGGUCUAGUUGAAUUCUUUCUAUUCGUCCCAGAGAUGCCAUUGGGCUGUAGGCAAUGUUGAAAGGGCUUAUAUUCAGUUACUGAAUGCUUUAGAAUGUUGUAUACAGCGAUGUACAUAGCAAUAUUCAGUUUAAUUGUAGAGAGUAUUGGGGUACAUAAUAAAGAUGGUAAAGUAGUCGGAAGGGUUUAGUUUAUUUCAGCCAGUGUUUGGAGGUAACCUUUUGUGAAUUUUAUGUUGCAUUGAAAAGUGAGCUAAUUAUAUUCAUUUCUUUGUUUCUAAAGGUACAGCUAACAGUUUUUAAUACUUGAUGAGGGUCAGUCUUUGAAUUAAUGAGUGAGCAGUGAGUUCACAAGAACACCUUCAGUAGUGUCUAUACAUACCGAAUGAAGUGGAUCGAGACUAUUAUCAAGCUCUCAGCUCGAUUUUGUACUCAAAAACUUGUAGCUGUUUUGCAGCUCUUGUGGGAGUGGACAAGUGAAUUUACUGACAAAACCACAAACGAGUUGGUGGAUGUGGAUGUAAUUAUGCCUGGAUUCAGUAGUGUGGGUACUUUCAAAAUAUUUGUUGGCAAUUUAGCCGACAAAACAACAACGGAAGAUAUUAAACCACUGUUUGAAAAGUAUGGAAAAGUUGUUGAAUGUGAUGUGGUCAAAAACUAUGGAUUUGUGCACAUGGAGCAUGAAGAAGCAGGCCGUGAUGCUAUACAGAAUCUGAACGGUUAUCUUGUGCAUGGACAAGCUAUCAAAGUAGAAGCAGCAACAAGUCGAAAGGGUCCUCAGACACCAACCACGAAGAUAUUUGUGGGGAAUUUGACUGAUAAUACUAAGGCACCUCAAGUGAGAGCGUUAUUUGCAAAAUACGGCACUGUUCUUGAAUGCGAUAUAGUGCGAAACUAUGGAUUUGUCCAUAUUGAGUCAUCGGAUAACGUUGAUUUGGCCAUUAAAGAAUUAAAUGGCUUUGUCGUCGAUGGACAGCCUAUGAAAGUUCAGCUUUCAACUAGCAGGGUGCGCCAACGACCUGGAAUGGGUGAUCCUGAACAAUGCUACAGAUGUGGAAGAGGAGGUCAUUGGUCAAAGGAAUGCCCAAAAAUUGGGAUGGGUGUAGGUCCGGAUAGAAAUGGAUUCCGUGAUAGGAUCUUCGGAAGGGAGCCGUACCCUCCGCCUCCACCACCACCUUUCCUGCGGGACCGCAUGAUGGGGAGAUUUGGUGACUCCUUUUAUGAUUCCUAUUUUGACCGGAAUCGCUUCGAGGAUGGUCCUCGUGACGCCUUUGACCGGCGCUUCCCUCCAAUUCCGCCACGUGACAUGGGUCCCUCCCUGCGCGGGCGGGAAUUUCUGCCCCCGCCUCCUCCUCUGCCGCGCCCACGCGAACCCCUCCCGCCCCCACCCAUGGGGCUGCGUGGCCCCUCGAGCGCCCUGCGUGAUUCGCCUGCUUUUGAUCGCUCCAACGCAGACUACUCCAUGUUCAGCCGGCGCUCACCAACCUCUUCCGCAGUCCCUCCCAGCCGGUUUAGCCGGCUGUUUGAGGACUUCAGCCGAGACAGUUUUGAUGAUAGAAGACCGGGUGCUCGUGGUGCUGUGUCCCCCCGUCGCUAUGCUCCGUAUUAAGCCGCCGUUCGUCCGCCAGUCUCCAUCGCUCGCCGCCGUAUAUUGCCGGUCGGGAUUUUUUCGCUCUUGCGGGAAGCCUCGGCCGAGCGUGAUGCAUCCGAAGAAUCAUCCUUUGUGCGAUCCGGCGCGGCAGUGUUGCGGCUCACUCGGUAGUCCUCUCGUAUCUUGGAGAAGUGCGAAAGGACCUAAAGCAGGAGACGGUUCUGUGACUCCUGUUUGUUUCUCCCAUGUAUCUUUACUGCUCUUAAAUUCGCUUGUAGGCUCCUUCAUAUUUUCAUGACCAUUGGCUAGGCAGUUCUAAAUGUAAAGCAGUAUAGUCAGUUUUUGAUCCGUGGUUUAUUACAGCUAUGCUGUAAGAUUUUAUUUGAGGUAAGAGAUAGCGUUAGUGCAAUAGAUAUAAAUGGUCAUUUACUAUAGGAUUAAACCUGGCAAGAAAGUGUGUUGUACUUUCUGUAGGGUGUGUAGCUAACAGAACUGCUGAUUGUAGUCCUGUUUCAACCUUUCGUAUGGCUGUCAAUGUACGUUAUGUCUGAUAUUACUUGGAAUUUUUUGCGAAUGGCUUCCCUUUCACCUUACAGUUUCUCUCCAAUAAAAAAAAUUGCCUCAGAGGAGUAUAAUGGGGCCCAUGAGUGCGUUGAUCUUUGGCUUCCCGCGGACGCCCGCCCUGUUCUCUCGGUCGCGAUGUCCAGUAGAAUGACCAAAAGGCCAGGUUAUGUUUCAUUUCAGUGCUAGGUAAACCUCUUUGGCUCUUCAUUGAGCUAAGUAUGUGUAUAGAACAAUGGUCUAUCAUUGAAAGAGUGUGGGUGGGCGUUCUUUAAUGAUAUAUCUGUGGCGAGAGGGAGCAUUUGUUUGUCUUUAGUGUUUUUAACUGACUUGGUACAUUCUACAUAUCAUAUUUUAAGUAGCCAAAGUAUGGAUGUAAUUUGGUAUCGUUGCAGUUCGUCUGCAUGGAAUUUUAAAAUAUUAAAGAAUGUAGUGGAGUAGCUGGGGAUUUGAGGGCUUUGUACAUGGCGGGAGUAUGUCCCAUGAGUAGUUUGUUUUACAAUAUUAAUAUAGUAAAUUUUCUGACGACACAUCCACAAGUAAAAUGCACUAGUUUGAUGUUAAUACCUGAUCAUUACCAUAGUAGUUUAUAUUUUAUUUUGGCUUUGAAAACUCAAUCUCCAAGUGUUGGUCUUUUCAGUUUGCUGAGUACUCAUGUUUCAAGGUUUAUUUUUUCUAGUGAAAUAUAUAUAUUUUAUACAUAAUUUUUUGUCUGGUCUGGCACUUGGGAGAGCUCUAGAGAUAAGCUAUAUUUUGGGCUCCAAGUGCUGCAAUGUCUGAUUUGUUUUAUUUCUUUCCCUAGAGGGCCUCCCUAGCCUUGUUCCCUUCAGCUGCGCCACUCACUCAAAGCAAGUUAGCAAAAUGGAAAAUUGAAGGCACGUUCUUUCUAGUUAGAGGGCUAAGUGUAAUGAACAUGGUACAAGGAUAUGGUGCCUUAUGCUGCAUGUUUGACUCCAGUAUGUAGAGCUCUUGGACCUGGCAUAGACUGUCAAACAUACAAGCUGCCAGUGAUUAGGUGUGACAUGGAUCUCAAUGCAAACUUGUCUUUGUCAAAUAUUUGAAAUUCAUGCAUUUUUUGUAGCACUUGUACAUUUUAAAUUUCCACAGAUAUAUCAUAAUCACUAUCUUAAUUUGUAAGUUUCGAUAGCACGAUAUGUAUCAGUGAAAAAUUGUCAGAAAGCACAUUUUAAUCAUGAAAAAUGCGUUGUCCCAGAUCUGACAGCUAAUUUAGAAAUUAUUUGAUGUUUUGUGAACUUGGCUCCCAAUGGAGCCGCAACUGGUAGUGGCCAGGUGCCUCUUUUGCAAGGCAUGUCCACUGCCCCUGACUGCACUCUGCUAAAGUUUGGACUCGUUUAAAAGUACAAAUGUUGACUUUGUAUAACAACCAAUUAGCCUGUUGUUUUAGUGGUUAUUUCACAAGAUUAGCAGAGUGUAGAAUUAUUAAUUAUGGUAAUAGCAUAUAAUUUAUCCACUUCUUUAGUGUAAGCUGUGUGAUGUAUCACUUUUCAUAAAUACAGUUACAUUUGGUAUA
Gryllus bimaculatus (two-spotted cricket) is the source of this 9902-nucleotide messenger RNA. Lineage: Eukaryota; Metazoa; Arthropoda; Insecta; Orthoptera; Gryllidae. The record is from the annotation of a GenBank genome assembly.